UCCGCGGAGGGAGACCGCGCCGUCCGGGUCGGCGUUCGUUGACAGUGUGGUUGGAGACCCGCCGCCGCGUGGAGGCCGCUGAGCUUCCCGACCCCCGCGCCACCAUGAGCGGCACCUUAGCCAAGAUCGCGGAGAUCGAAGCCGAGAUGGCUCGAACUCAAAAAAAUAAGGCCACAGCCCAUCAUCUGGGACUGCUUAAAGCUCGUCUGGCUAAGCUUCGAAGGGAACUCAUUACUCCAAAAGGUGGUGGAGGAGGAGGACCAGGAGAAGGUUUUGAUGUGGCCAAGACAGGUGAUGCUCGAAUUGGUUUUGUGGGUUUUCCAUCUGUUGGGAAGUCGACACUGCUCAGUAACUUGGCAGGGGUGUAUUCUGAAGUGGCAGCCUAUGAGUUCACUACUCUGACCACUGUGCCUGGUGUCAUCAGAUACAAAGGUGCCAAGAUCCAGCUCCUUGAUCUCCCAGGUAUCAUUGAGGGUGCCAAGGAUGGGAAAGGUAGAGGUCGUCAAGUCAUUGCAGUGGCCCGAACCUGUAACUUGAUCCUGAUUGUUCUGGAUGUUCUGAAACCCUUGGGACAUAAGAAGAUAAUUGAAAAUGAGCUAGAAGGCUUUGGCAUUCGCUUAAACAGCAAGCCCCCUAAUAUUGGCUUUAAGAAAAAGGAUAAGGGAGGCAUUAAUCUCACAGCUACUUGCCCUCAGAGUGAACUGGAUGCUGAAACUGUGAAGAGCAUUCUGGCUGAAUACAAAAUUCAUAAUGCUGAUGUGACUCUGCGUAGUGAUGCCACAGCAGAUGACCUCAUUGAUGUGGUAGAAGGAAACAGAGUUUAUAUUCCCUGUAUCUAUGUGUUGAAUAAGAUCGAUCAGAUCUCCAUUGAAGAAUUAGAUAUCAUUUAUAAAGUGCCUCACUGUGUACCUAUCUCAGCCCAUCACCGCUGGAAUUUUGACGAUCUGUUGGAAAAGAUCUGGGACUAUCUGAAACUAGUGAGGAUUUAUACUAAGCCCAAAGGCCAGUUGCCAGAUUACACUUCUCCAGUGGUGCUGCCUUAUUCCAGGACCACAGUAGAGGAUUUCUGCAUGAAGAUUCAUAAAAAUCUCAUUAAGGAAUUCAAAUAUGCUCUGGUGUGGGGUCUCUCUGUGAAACACAAUCCUCAAAAAGUGGGGAAAGACCAUACGUUGGAGGACGAGGAUGUCAUUCAGAUCGUGAAGAAGUAAAACCUUCCAGUUUCCUUCCUGCAAGGCCAACCACAGCAGCUUUCUCUUUGACCAAGCACCCUGCCCCGAACCUCUUCUUGUUUUGGCAGCUCCUGGAUCAGGACUCAGGGGAGGGAGUUGGGGCAUCCAAACUGGAACUUGACUUAUCUUGGUGUCACCAUGUUUAUUGAACUGCAUAAAAGACCUGGUAGGCCAGCUGGCUAUGUGCGGUUCAUAUGUCCUUUUCUUUGGAAUGAUGGGCAGAAUGAGGAUGAGUUUGCACAGUGAGGCUGCGAUGGAAGGAGUACCUCAGAGCUUGGUUUUGUGAAAUGUAUAAAAUAUAUAAAUGUGCUGUACAACAUUUUUAGUUUUAGUUUUAUUGAAACUCUUGCAAUUGGCCGUGGCCUUCAGUUCUUUAAAUGGACUUUCCUAGAUGAUAAUGAAGACAAAAGUAGAACUUGAUGUAAGUAAAUACCCAGCAAAGCUAGUCACUUAAAGAGAGAUAGUAGUAUAGCCAUUGAUACUUGAUUAGGCACAUCAAUUUGUAGUUAGGUCCAUCUGUUAUUAGCUAUGGUAUCCAGCAGAAUUACUCAGCUACCAUCAGUUUCCUCUUACACUGCAGUAAACAUGUUUGUUACCUUCUGGAAUGGGGAUUGUUAGUCUGAUGCAUAACUAUUGAUUGAAUGUUGAAAACUAUUGUUAUUGGUCCUUUUCCUUUCCUGCCUGAUAUAUUCAGCAGAUUGUAUUGGUGCUACCUCGUAAAUGGAGUUUGAUCUGUGGUACUCCAUAUGGUCCUGAGCCUUGCCAGGAGAGAUCUCUGAGUACUACCUGUGUGUGGCCCAAAAUAAAAAACCACUUGGUGACAGGUAAA
Messenger RNA from Suncus etruscus (white-toothed pygmy shrew), 2058 nucleotides. RefSeq names its product developmentally regulated GTP binding protein 1 (gene DRG1). Gene Ontology annotation, cellular component: cytoplasm. Lineage: Eukaryota; Metazoa; Chordata; Mammalia; Eulipotyphla; Soricidae. Gene Ontology annotation, biological process: cytoplasmic translation. Gene Ontology annotation, molecular function: GTPase activity; GTP binding. The record is from RefSeq and is a predicted model, not a curated record.